Messenger RNA from Trematosphaeria pertusa, 756 nucleotides. Its product is annotated as oxidoreductase ucpA. The transcript is spliced from 3 exons. Bases 1 to 756 code for a protein of 251 amino acids. The record is from RefSeq and is a predicted model, not a curated record. NCBI's taxonomy places the organism in Eukaryota, Fungi, Ascomycota, Dothideomycetes, Pleosporales, Trematosphaeriaceae.
AUGAAUCGCCUGCAAGGCAAAGUCGCCAUCGUUACCGGCGCGGGAUCAGGCUUCGGAGCCGGGAUCUCGCAAGCCUUCGCUGCCGAAGGUGCCAAAGUGCUCGUAUGCGACAUCAACCAGGCCGGCGGUGAGGCGACCGUCCAAUCGAACCCCUCCGUGAUGGCGUUCCUCAAGAUGGAUGUCACGAAAGCGAGCGAUUGGAAGGCAACAAUAGACGCCGCAAUCCAGAAAUGGGGUAAGGUGGAUAUUCUGGUGAACAAUGCGGGGACGAGCUACAAGAACAAGCCUACCGUAGAUGUCACGGAGGAGGAAUUCCAGAAGACAUUUGACGUUAACGUCAAGGGCGUCUAUCUUGGGUGCAACGCAUGGGUCCCGCAGGCUAUCGAGAGGAAAGAGGGAGGUGUCAUAAUCAACAUCGCGAGCGUUGGUGCUACUAGGCCUCGACCAGGACUUGUGUGGUAUAACGCUUCCAAAGGUGCCGUAUGGAAUGCUACCAAAGGACUCGCAGCCGAAUAUGGACCACAUCAAAUUCGAGUCGUGAGCAUCUGCCCGCUGGUCACUGGAACUGGGUUGUUCUCCUCCUUUACCGGCGUUGAGGACACGCCAGAGAAUCGGCAGAAGUUCAUCUUCAACGUGCCGAUGGGCCGGAUUGGUGAGGUUGAUGAUGUCACGUCAGCAUGCGUCUUCAUGGCUAGUUCCGAGGCGAAAUUCAUCACUGGUGUUAAUUUGGAAGUUGAUGGCGGCAGAUGUAUCUAG